Messenger RNA from Paramuricea clavata, 438 nucleotides. The record is from the annotation of a GenBank genome assembly. NCBI's taxonomy places the organism in Eukaryota, Metazoa, Cnidaria, Anthozoa, Malacalcyonacea, Plexauridae.
AUGGCGACGGAAGGUGAAGACAUUAAAUCACAUUUGUUUAAACUAUUCUCUACCGACCGGGAUCUAAUAUCUAAGAUUGCUGAAGCGCUUUCCAGCACAAUUGUGGACCUCGUUAUUAAAUCCGAGGAAUUUAUAAAUGUUGUGACGGAAAAACUCGUCAAAGACGAAAAUAUAAUCGAAUCCGUUGUAAAUAAAAUCGGCGAGUCAGCCAAGCAAGAAGUCUACGAAAGUCUAUCUUAUGACCAGAAAUGCCUAGAGGAUAAGUACUCUGAACUUAACGCGAAACUUGAAAAAUUGGUGGCCGAUCUUGAAAAAAAUCGGCUCAAACAGAUUGAUGAAUUAGACAGCAUCAACCAAUAUGGCCGCCGAAAUUGCAUACUUAUAGCCUACAUGGCGCUGCUGAAGUUAAGGGGGAAGAUACCUAUCAUAUCGCUGUGA